AUGGGCAACGACUCGUCCAUUGCCGCCGCCGCCGCCAUGGCCGCAAACCACACGCUUUUCGAGACGGCCCUCCCGCCGCUCCCGACCUACAGCCUCGAGCCGCAGGCCGACCUGCUCUCGUGGAUCUCCGACUUCUGGCUCUCCCUCGUCGUCCCUGUUGUCGUGUACUGGAUUCUCUCCAUGUUGUUCCACACCAUCGAUGUCUUCGACCUCUUCCCCCAAUACCGUCUGCACACGCCCGAGGAGAUCACCAAGCGCAACCAUGCCUCGCGCUUCGAGGUCGCCCGCGACGUCAUCCUCCAGCAGAUCAUCCAGGUCGCGACCGGUGCCGUGCUCGCCCUGACCGAGCCCCCCGAGAUGACGGGAAAGACGGAGUACGACAUCGCCGUCUGGGCCACCCGCCUCCGCCUCGCCCAGCGUGCCCUGCCGACCAUCCUCGGAACACUCGGCCUCAACGCCACGGCCAUCUCCAAGAACUUGGCCGACUCAUAUCCGACGCUCGCCGGUGCUGUCGCCGGCGGAUACUACCCUCACCUCACCUCCGCAACCGCCGAGCCCGCAUUUGCCGGCUGGGAGCUGAAGCUGGCCGCCGUCAUCUACCACGUCUUAAUCCCGGGCGUCCAAUUCCUCGUCGCCACCUUCAUCCUCGACACCUGGCAGUAUUUCUUGCACCGCCUGAUGCAUGUCAACAAGUGGCUGUAUGCUACCUUCCACUCGCGACACCACCGCCUCUACGUUCCCUAUGCCUACGGCGCCUUGUACAACCACCCCUUCGAGGGCUUCCUGCUCGAUACCGUCGGCGCCAGUCUCGCCUUCAAGGCCACAUUCAUGACCCUGCGCCAGGGCAUCUGGUUCUGGUCCUUCUCCACCAUCAAAACCGUUGACGACCACUGCGGUUACGAGUUCCCCUGGGACCCCCUCCAGCUCAUCACAAGCAACAACGCCGCCUACCACGACAUCCACCACCAGCACUGGGGCAUCAAGACCAACUUUGCCCAGCCCUUCUUCACCUUCUGGGACACCCUGCUGAGCACCAAGUACACGGGUUCGCGCAGCAACAAGCCCGCCGCCUACCGGAAGGAGGGCGACAAGGAGGACACCUUGAAGGCCGCCAAGGUCCCUAAGAAGGACAACUAG
Ilyonectria robusta is the source of this 1137-nucleotide messenger RNA. RefSeq names its product fatty acid hydroxylase superfamily-domain-containing protein. Gene Ontology annotation, molecular function: iron ion binding; oxidoreductase activity. The transcript has 2 exons. NCBI's taxonomy places the organism in Eukaryota, Fungi, Ascomycota, Sordariomycetes, Hypocreales, Nectriaceae. Bases 1 to 1137 code for a protein of 378 amino acids. Gene Ontology annotation, biological process: lipid biosynthetic process. The record is from RefSeq and is a predicted model, not a curated record.